Molecule: messenger RNA, 1878 nt
Organism: Sturnus vulgaris (Common starling)
Lineage: Eukaryota; Metazoa; Chordata; Aves; Passeriformes; Sturnidae
Gene: IMPDH2
Product: inosine monophosphate dehydrogenase 2
Biological process (GO): GTP biosynthetic process
Cellular component (GO): cytoplasm
Molecular function (GO): IMP dehydrogenase activity
Source: RefSeq, a predicted model, not a curated record
GUCCGCGCUCUGUCGCGGGGCGGGCACAGCGGGUCCCUCCCGGCGGCCGUCGGGGCGCGCGUGCGCUCGGUGUGGCGGGGCGGGCACGCGGCGGGGCCAUGGCGGACUAUCUGAUCAGCGGCGGCACCGGCUACGUGCCCGACGACGGGCUAACGGCGCAGCAGCUCUUCAGCUGCGGCGAUGGGCUCACCUACAACGAUUUCCUCAUCCUCCCGGGGUACAUCGACUUCACGGCGGACCAGGUGGACCUGACCUCGGCGCUGACCAAGAGAAUCACCCUGAAGACCCCGCUGGUCUCCUCGCCCAUGGACACAGUCACCGAGGCCAGCAUGGCCAUCGCCAUGGCGCUGACCGGAGGAAUUGGGUUCAUCCACCACAACUGCACCCCGGAGUUCCAGGCCAACGAAGUGCGGAAGGUGAAGAAAUACGAGCAAGGAUUCAUCACAGACCCCGUGGUGCUGAGCCCCAAUGACCGAGUGCGAGAUGUGUUUGAAGCAAAAGCUCGUCAUGGAUUUUGUGGGAUUCCUAUCACGGACAAUGGGAAGAUGGGGGGCAAGCUGGUUGGGAUCAUCUCGUCCAGAGAUAUUGAUUUCCUGAAAGAGUCAGAGCAUGACCUGCCCCUCGGUGAGAUUAUGACAAAGCGGGAGGAUCUUGUUGUGGCCCCAGCUGGCGUAAUGUUGAAAGAAGCAAAUGAAAUUCUGCAAAGGAGUAAAAAAGGCAAGCUGCCAAUUGUUAAUGAAGAUGACGAGCUGGUGGCUAUCAUUGCCCGCACUGAUCUCAAGAAGAACAGGGACUACCCUCUGGCUUCUAAGGACUCCAAGAAGCAGCUGCUCUGUGGUGCUGCUAUCGGCACUCAUGAGGAUGACAAAUACCGGCUGGACUUGCUGGUGCAGGCUGGCGUGGACGCUGUUGUGCUGGAUUCCUCUCAGGGGAAUUCCAUCUUCCAAAUCAAUAUGAUAAAAUACAUUAAGGAGAAAUAUCCCAACCUACAAGUUAUUGGAGGAAACGUGGUGACUGCAGCUCAGGCCAAGAACCUCAUUGACGCGGGGGUUGAUGCCCUGAGGGUCGGGAUGGGCAGUGGCUCCAUCUGCAUCACGCAGGAAGUGCUGGCGUGCGGCCGUCCCCAGGCCACGGCGGUGUACAAGGUGUCUGAGUACGCCAGGAGGUUCGGCGUGCCCGUCAUCGCCGAUGGAGGCAUCCAGACAGUUGGGCACAUCGCCAAGGCCCUGGCACUUGGGGCCUCCACAGUGAUGAUGGGCUCUCUCCUGGCUGCCACCACGGAGGCCCCAGGCGAGUACUUCUUCUCGGAUGGCAUCAGGCUGAAGAAAUACCGCGGCAUGGGCUCCCUAGAUGCCAUGGACAAGAACUUGGGAAGCCAGAACCGGUAUUUCAGUGAGACAGACAAAAUUAAAGUGGCCCAGGGAGUCUCCGGUGCAGUGCAAGACAAGGGCUCUAUCCAUAAAUUCAUUCCAUACCUAAUUGCUGGGAUCCAGCAUUCCUGCCAGGAUAUUGGUGCCAAGAGCUUGACCCAAGUCCGAGCCAUGAUGUACUCGGGAGAGCUGAAAUUUGAGAAGAGGACAACAUCUGCCCAGGUUGAAGGAGGGGUGCACGGCCUCCACUCGUAUGAGAAGCGCCUCUUUUGAAGGAGAUCUGUCUGUGUCUGUCCUUGUGCCACCCAGCCCUGUGCCGCUCCACGUGGGAGCUGCUCGUGCUGCAGAAGUGCCAUUAUUCUGGGCUGCCUGGAGCUCCUGCUGUCCCUUGGCUGCUUUCUGACCACCCGCGGGGCCUACCUUCCACCCAGGACCUGUGAACCUGGGCUGGAGCCUUGCACAUGUUGGCCAUGUUUUACAAUAAAAAAAUGAAAAGAUGUGCAGUUGG